This is a messenger RNA of Nanorana parkeri, 1073 nucleotides long. Its product is annotated as G-protein coupled receptor 4-like. The transcript has a single exon. Gene Ontology annotation, biological process: G protein-coupled receptor signaling pathway. Gene Ontology annotation, molecular function: G protein-coupled receptor activity. NCBI's taxonomy places the organism in Eukaryota, Metazoa, Chordata, Amphibia, Anura, Dicroglossidae. Gene Ontology annotation, cellular component: membrane. The record is from RefSeq and is a predicted model, not a curated record. Bases 27 to 1073 code for a protein of 348 amino acids.
ACCUGGCAUCUUCCCUUGCGUCCACCAUGCCUAACACCACGCCGGAUGCCUGCAACGUGGACUCGGAUUUGGACGGCGUCCUCCCUCCGUCGCUCUACGCCGUGGUCUUCGUGGUCGGUCUCCCGGCAAAUCUGCUGGCGCUGUGGGCGGCGUGGCUCCAGGUCCGGAAAGGUAAAGAGCUGGGCGUGUACCUGCUGAACCUCAGCCUCUCCGACCUCCUCCUCAUCUGCGCCCUUCCCCCGUGGACAGACUACUACGUGCGGCGGGACGUGUGGGGCUACGGGCCGGGGGCCUGCCGACUUUUCGGAUUCGUCUUCUACACCAAUCUGUACGUGGGCGCCGCCUUCCUGUCCUGCGUCUCCGCUGACCGAUAUCUGGCCGUGGCGCACCCGCUGCGCUUUCCCGGUGCCAGGACCAUCCGUUCGGCCGCCGCCGUCUCUGCACUGGUCUGGGUGGUGGAACUGGCCGCCAAUACUCCACCGUUGUUCAGCGACGCCAUCACCCGGGACCGCUACAACCACACCUUCUGCUACGAGAGUUACCCCCUCUCCGGGACCGCAGAUGCCCUGGCCAACGUGGGGAGGGUAUUAGCUGGAUUCUUAUUGCCCUGGGGCAUAAUGCUGGUCUGCUAUGCCGGAUUACUGCGGGCGCUGAAGGACAGCGCGUCGUGCGAGCGAAGGGAGAAGAGGAGAGUGCGCAGGCUGGCGCUGGGCCUUCCGUGCGUGGCCCUGCUGUGCUACGGGCCCUACUACGCGUUGCUGCUCCUGCGCAGCGUGGUCUUCCUCGUCGGUGGAGAUGCCGGAGCCGCAGGCAAAAGCUGCGCACUGGAGGAGAGGCUUUUCCCGGCUUACCACGCCGCCCUGGCCAUGGCCACGCUGAACUGUGUCGCUGACCCCGCCCUCUAUUGCCUGGCGUGUCCCGGGGCGAGAGGGGAGGUGGCAAAGGCAAUAGGGCGGGUGGUGGCGUGGGCAAUGGGAAAGGACAGGACUGGGUGGCUGGAAGGGGGAGGCCGAGGACACCGAGGUGAGGAAAUGGGGAUGGUGGAGAUGGCCGGACGAGGGGCCGUGGUAUGA